AAAUGGAAAUUUUAUUGAUAAGACCUUUUCAAUUGUGGCCAAUAUCUUAUUACGAAUAAUUCCGACAACUUCAGGAGAAAAAGAGGCAUUUACUUAUUACAGAGAUG
Molecule: messenger RNA, 107 nt
Organism: Beta vulgaris subsp. vulgaris (sugar beet)
Lineage: Eukaryota; Viridiplantae; Streptophyta; Magnoliopsida; Caryophyllales; Amaranthaceae
Source: the annotation of a RefSeq genome assembly